AUGCCCUCGCGUAAUGGAGAACGUUAUAUCGAAACACCAUGUCGUGAGACCCCUCCGUUUCCCCCCUCCUCAUCUUCCCUCGCACAUCUCUCCUCCCUCUCUCCUCAUCUCCCCUCGCUCUCUCGUCAUCCCCUCCGCGCUCCCCUUGUCCCCCCCUCCCCUCUCCUCGCCUCUCCCCACUCUCACCACAUCUCCCCCGCUCUCUCCUUAGCAACCCCCGCCCUCCCCUCGACUCCCCCCGCUCUCCCCUCAUCUCCCCCCGAUCUCCCUUCAUCUCCCCCGCUCUCCCCUCAUCUCCUCCGCCAUCCCCCCAUCUCCCUCGCUCGUCCCCCAUUCGUCCCGAAAAAGCAUCCCUCACCCCCCCCGCGUCUCACCCUCAUCCUCCCCUCUGUCUUACCCUCAUCCUCCCCUCUGUCUUACCCUCAUCCCCCCCGCGUCUCACUCUCAUCCCCCUCCGCUCUCCGCCGCUCUCUCCCCAUCUCCCCCGCUCUCUCCUCGUUUCCGCCCGCUCCCCCCCACCCCCUUGCUCUCCCUGUCAUCUCCCCCCGCUCUCCCCUCAUGUCCCGUUUGCCUCCCCUCAUCCCCCCCCCCGCUCUCCUCUCGUCACUCUUCCGACUCACCCUAGUUCUUCUCCUGUUUACCUCUCAUACCCCCUCCGAUUCCUUCCUCCUUCCCCCUCCCCUUCUCGCUCGUCCCGCAUCCUCGCUCUCCCCUCAUCUCCCCUCGUCUCCCCUCAUCUCCCUGCGAUUUCCGCCUAUGUCCCCGCCCUCACCCCUUCUUCCCCCUCAACCCUGUUUCCCCCCAAACACAGUCUCGUUCACCGCUCAUCCCCUCCCCCCACCAUGCCUCCUCUCCCCUCUCACUCGCUCCACAUCCCUCCUCCCAUCCACCCUGCGUCACCCCUCCCUCCCCUCGUCUUUCCCCUCACUCACCCCUCAUUUCUCCCCAUCCAGUCACCCCUCAUGUUCCCUCCCAUACAUCCCUAACUCCUUCACCGCACCCCCCGUCGAUCUAUUUCAACCUUUCUCGCAGCAAACCCCAUCCCCCGCGCUUGGGACUCUGGAUGCCAAUCAUCCACGUGAGAGAAACCAAGCAGCAGCCUCCAUAUCAACCAUCCAGACCACCAGCCUCCCUUCUCUUGGCAACACCACAGGAAGAGCCAGCAGCACAGCACGCAUCAGGAAACCUGUAAGAACCCAGCAGCAGCCUCCGUAUCAACCAUCCAAAUCAGGCUCCCGUCUCUUGGCAACAGCAUACUGGCAGGUAACCCAGUUCCCGCAGCAAACUCCGUCCCCCCUGCCUCAGACAGCCUCUCCAGCAGCUCCCUCUUCCCCUCCCCCCAUCGCCACCACCGCCACCACCGGGAGAGACAGGGUGAUAACGACCGGAGGAGCCAGCGUCACAACACGAAUCAAGAAUCUUGUAAGAACCCAGCUGCAGCCUCCCUAUCAACCAUCCAUAUCAGUUCUCCAUCUCGUGGCAGAACCAUACUGGCAGGCAAACCAGUUCCCACAGCGAACCCCGUCCCCCCUGCCUCAAACAGCCUCCCCAGAAGCUCCCUCUUCCCCUCCCCCAUCGCCACGACUGCCACCACGGCAGCUGACAGCAGCACUGGGAGGGUCAGGGUGA
Messenger RNA from Closterium sp. NIES-65, 1629 nucleotides. NCBI's taxonomy places the organism in Eukaryota, Viridiplantae, Streptophyta, Zygnematophyceae, Desmidiales, Closteriaceae. The record is from the annotation of a GenBank genome assembly.